This is a messenger RNA of Symbiodinium sp. CCMP2456, 750 nucleotides long. Lineage: Eukaryota; Dinophyceae; Suessiales; Symbiodiniaceae. The record is from the annotation of a GenBank genome assembly.
AUGGGCAAUGCAUCGCAGAGACCAGAAGGCGGCGACAAGGCAUCAGUCCGCGAGACAGCUCCGGCUGAACCGGAGAAGCCCCGGGAGGACAUCCGGGAUAAGUACGAGCUGGGGAAGGUUCUCGGGAGCGGUUCAUUCGGCCAGGUGCGGGAAGCAAUUCUAAAGGAACUUCCCGACAAGGUCAGAGCCGUGAAGAUUAUUGAGAGGGAUGAUGAUGCAGAGGGUGGCGGUGAGUGGAGCAACAGCGCCAUGUUCCGGCAGGAGGUGGCAUUGCUCCAGAACCUGAAGCAUGACAAUAUUGUCCGCUUCUGGGACGUCUAUGAAGAUGUGCACUUCCUGUACGUCGUGAUGGAUCUCUGUCGCGGAGGGGAGGUGUUUUCGAAAAUCCUAGAGCUGCGGAGAUUCACAGAAGCGAACGCAGCAACUUUAGGGUCCCAAAUGCUGGCAGCCAUCGCUUACAUCCAUAGCAAGAGCAUCAUGCACCGCGACAUCAAGGCGGAGAAUUUUUUGCUUUCCGACAAAUCGCCAACCUCGGUCGUCAAAAUGAUCGACUUUGGGAUGGCCGUGAAGUUUGACCAUGGAAUUUGGUUUAAGGAGAUCUGUGGCUCUCCUCACUACUUAGCUCCGGAGCUGAUCGGCCAGAAAUACAACCAGAUGGUCGACAUGUGGGCCUUUGGCGUCCUGAUGUACCUGCUCAUGUACGGCCACUAUCCGUACGACUCCAAAAACACGCGGGACAUCAUGAUGAAG